CGGGGCAUGGGGGGGACUAGAACAACCUAGAAAUAUCUUUACGGAUAAGACCAAAACACCCGUGGGAGGAGUUUUUGGCUCCGUUACGAUACCGGUGAACAGCGCAGCACCGUCUUUCUUGGAAGCCAAGCCAUAUUCUUCGUGGAAAAGGGAGAGGGGAACCUAUAAAUAUCACAACCAAGUAACGAAUCCCGUACCAUCCAUCCGAAUACCAACCAGGAACAUACGAAGAGCUGACAGAUAGAAAAGGAGGAAAAAGAGAGGAAGAGGAGAGAUGGGACGAGGAGGAACAGAAGCGUUUCCUGAUCUGGGAGCACACUGCGACCACGAGGAUUGCAAGCAGCUCGAUUUUCUACCAUUCACCUGCGAUGGCUGUCAAAGGGUGUUCUGCUUGGAACAUCGAACUUACAAGGCACACAGCUGCCCAAAAGCAGAGCAUAACAGCAGAAUAGUUGUGGUGUGCCAAGUCUGCUCAAUGUCCAUCGAGAAGAAGGCAGGUGAGGAGGACUCAACCAUAUUGGAGCGGCAUGAGAGGUCUGGAGACUGUGAUGCCCGCAAGAAGCACAAGCCAAGGUGCCCUGUGAGACGCUGCAAAGAGCUACUGACAUUCUCCAACAACAGCACAUGCAAGACAUGCAACCAGAAAGUCUGUCUGAAGCACAGAUUCCCUUCAGACCAUGCCUGCAAACCGGCCUACAUGAAGGACGCCAAAGUUCCGGUUCGAUUGCCGGCGAGGAAUGGUACAGAUUGUGGCGACAGAAAGAGCAGCAGUGUGCCUUCCCAUCAAAACCUGUUGACAUCGCACUAGCUUCUUUCCUCAAUUGCAAAAUUUGAUCUAUAAGGAUAAUGUCAUGAUGCAUCCAGUAACAUAGCUCUUGAUUUCGUUCAAAGACAAAUGUUGAAUAAACAGAUGUCAACCUUGGAUUCAAAAGGGUUAAACUUGAGAACAAUGCUUGCUUUUGAUGAUUUACAGGAUCCAGUUUAAUAUGCA
Elaeis guineensis (African oil palm) is the source of this 991-nucleotide messenger RNA. RefSeq names its product zinc finger AN1 domain-containing stress-associated protein 12. Gene Ontology annotation, cellular component: cytoplasm. The record is from RefSeq and is a predicted model, not a curated record. Gene Ontology annotation, molecular function: zinc ion binding. Lineage: Eukaryota; Viridiplantae; Streptophyta; Magnoliopsida; Arecales; Arecaceae.